GCUAUUACGCUUAUGGUUAAUUUUCCAGAUAUUGGACUGUUGUAAACUUUUAGCAAUCAACCGUAAAGAAAAUGAAUCUUAGGAGCACUUCUCUGCUUGUGGAUCUCGUAAGAAACAAAGAAGUUGCAAAUUUAGUUAACAGGUGUCCAGCUUGCUUUGCUUUUCAGAAACUUAAACAAAAAGGAUUUAUCAAGCACAAGAAAAACGAUUUAAGAAAAUUGUCCAUAGAAUCACAUGGAAUAUUAAAAUCUUUCUAUAAUGAUCAUAGUCAAAAGGAUAUCCUUCAAAGUAAGGUUUACGCUAGGUCACUCCUCUUUACUGACUUUAAAAUUGUAGAAACUCUAAAUUGGUUUUGUGUCGCAAAAAAGAAUUUCGGACCAGCUUAUCCGAAGGUUCCGCACCAGAGCCAAAAACAAGACAACGAAUCUGAUAAAGAGCAGCCAAAUGAUAAAAUGCCCAUGGGUUCAAGAUUGAUGAUGAUCUUUUGGUUAGGCACAAUUUUCUAUAUACUCUACAAACUGCAGUCAUCAGAAGACACUAAUUUGUUCAAGUUUGUCUCUUGGAAUGAAUUUGUUCGCGAAAUGUUAACAAAAGGAGAGGUUGAUGAAAUUAUUGUUCGACCUGAGGUUGAAAUUGCCUUCAUUAAACUACAUCCAAAUGCUGUAGUGAAGGGGCGGCCAGUUGAUCAGAAUUUAUUUGCCAUGAAAAUUGCUGAUCCAGAUAAAUUUGAAACAAAACUACGUAAAAUUGAAGCUGAGCUGGGUAUUAAAAAUGGGGUUUCUGUGUCCUACCAAAGGGAUAGCUCCUGGACUCCUUUAAUAUUUGCGGUUAUAGUUGGAGCUGCAGUGUACUUAUUGAUUAAAAAUUUGGUCAAGGUUCAAUUCACUAUUAAAUCAGACUUUUUUGCUAGUGAAAGAAAAGCAAAAUUUGUCAGAGUCGAUCUCUUUACACAACAAGGGAAGGGAAUAUCGUUUAAAGAUGUUGCUGGUCUAUCAGAGGCUAAACUUGAAAUAAUGGAAUUUGUAGAGUAUUUAAAAAAUCCAUCAAGGCAAGAAUUAGGUGCAAAAAUUCCUCGAGGGGCUCUAUUACUGGGUCCCCCUGGUUGUGGCAAAACUUUAUUAGCGAAAGCUUUGGCUUCUGAAGCAAAAGUGCCUUUUCUUGCUAUGGCAGGAUCUGAAUUUGUCGAAAUGAUUGGAGGUUUGGGAGCGUCCAGGGUGCGAGACCUAUUUAAAGAAGCUAGACAAAAAGCUCCAUGUAUCAUAUACAUAGAUGAAAUAGAUGCGAUUGGUCGAAAAAGAAGUGGUAGUAAUUGGUCUCAUAGUGCUGAAGGGGAGCACACAUUGAAUCAGAUGCUCGUUGAAAUGGAUGGAAUGGCCACUCAAGAUGGUGUUAUUGUUUUGGCAUCAACAAAUAGGGCUGAAGUUUUAGAUCAAGCUCUGUUGAGGCCUGGUAGAUUCGAUCGUCAUAUUAAUAUUGAAUUACCUACCUUAAUUGAGCGAAAAGAAACUUUUCAGAUGUAUCUCAGAAAAUUGCGGUUAGAAAAAGAUGUUGAUAAUUAUUCUCAGAAAUUAGCAGCUUUUUCACCUGGUAUGAGUGGAGCGGAUAUUGCUAAUAUUUGUAACGAAGCAGCUCUAUUUGCUGCCAGAAACAGUAAAACCGCAGUUGAUAUGGAGGAUUUUGAUUAUGCAAUUGAAAGGGUUAUUGCCGGUAUGCCGAAAAAAAGUGGUAUUUUGUCAGUGAAAGAGAAGAAGGUUGUUGCAUACCAUGAAGCUGGCCAUGCUUUGGUAGGAUGGCUACUAAAACAUACAGAUGCAUUGAUGAAAGUAACUAUUGUACCCCGAACUAAUCGAGCCCUAGGAUUCGCCCAGUAUUUGCCCAAAGACCAAAAACUGAUUUCAAGAGAAGAGAUUUUUGAGAAAAUGUGUAUGGCUAUGGGAGGUCGAGUCGCAGAGGCUUUAAUCUUCAACUCUGUAUCAUCUGGAGCCCAAGACGAUUUAAAAAAGAUUACAGAUAUGGUAUACACGCAAGUUCAACAACUGGGGAUGAGCGAUACAAUAGGUUUGGUUUCCUUUGACCCUCAGGCUGUUAAACCAUAUAGUCAAAGCUUACAGAAUUUGAUUGAUCAGGAAACAAGGAAAAUCGUCGCUGAAGUACAUUGUUCGACCGAGAAUAUUUUAAAACUAAAUAUUAAAAUGCUAAAAAUUGUAGCGGAUGCUUUAAUCCAAAGGGAAACUCUAACAUAUAAUGAUUUGGUUAACUUAAUUGGCCCACCCCCUUUUGGACAUAAAGCAACACUGCCUCAAGAAUAA
Dimorphilus gyrociliatus is the source of this 2309-nucleotide messenger RNA. NCBI's taxonomy places the organism in Eukaryota, Metazoa, Annelida, Polychaeta, Dinophilidae. The record is from the annotation of a GenBank genome assembly.